Molecule: messenger RNA, 1247 nt
Organism: Microplitis mediator
Lineage: Eukaryota; Metazoa; Arthropoda; Insecta; Hymenoptera; Braconidae
Product: speckle-type POZ protein-like
Exons: 2
Coding region: 138-1190 (350 amino acids)
Biological process (GO): proteasome-mediated ubiquitin-dependent protein catabolic process; regulation of proteolysis
Cellular component (GO): cytoplasm
Molecular function (GO): ubiquitin protein ligase binding
Source: RefSeq, a predicted model, not a curated record
UUCGUAAGCUACAAGUCUUAUCGUUGAUACGCAGUAAAACUAAUCAUCUAGCUCUUCUUCGACGUUCGACCUCGUGUUUCUUUGAAAAAAAUAAUUAAGGAAAAAUUGUGUUAGUAUAAAAAGUGUCGAGUUUUAAAAUGCCUUUAAAAAAAAUCGAACAAAACGUUCAUAAAGAAUAUCGUACAUGGAAAGUUGAAAAUAUGAGUGAAGCAUUCUCAAAAGUAAAUCCGGACGAGACCUAUCGUCCAAAUUUUCCUGUUCAGAAGACUCACUACUUCUCUACAGAAUUUCAAGGUCAUGUCGUUGACUGGUGCGUCACAUUGCAAUUUUGUAGUAAUGAAUUGCAGUGUGGAUUCUUCAUAGAUUUCGACGCUGUUAAAAAAUUGGAACCUAAGAAUCAUGUCACCUGUAAUUUUUAUCUGAUCGAUGCCGACAAAAAUAAGUAUUAUCUUGGACGAAAGAACCGGAAAUUUGAUAAUUCUCCGGUUUCUUAUUUUCCUAGAGUAUGUACAUGCUGUUUACCUUACUUACCGAACACAAUUGAUAAACUACUUCCAAAUGAUACGAUGACACUGUACAUCGAACUCAUAACUUACUUAAAUGAUGAUCCUAUAUUUCCUGACGAGUAUAUGAUUAAUAUCUAUGAUCAUGAUCCCAAUUCAUCAGGUGAUUUCUCGGAGUUAUAUAAAGUUCAAGAUGACCGUGAUGUUAUGAUUUAUGUGCAGGGUGUUGCAUUUCCAGUCCAUAAAAGAGUAUUGGAAGCACGGUGUCCUAAAUUAUAUAAAAUGGUUGAUCAUCAUCAACACAUGUCUGAUGGCAAUGAUAACAAAGUAGCUCUUACGGAUAUAGAGCCAGAGAUAUUUAAAAGAGUUUUAGAAUUUAUGUACACUGGGAAUGUUGAGGACUUGGAUGAUCAUGCAGUAGGUUUGCUAGAAGCUGCUUCGAACUAUGAAUUAAUAAGAAUGAAAAAUCUGUGUGAAGAAUCCCUCGCCAGCUACUAUUGUACCGUCGAAAAUUCUGAAGAAAUUAAAUCGUUGGCUGCUAAGUGUGGUGCCAAAUCAUUGUUCCAGAUCGCCGAUGGUUUACAAAAAAUACACGCUGAAGAAAAAAAGGCCUAUCAACGUUAUUCAGAAAAUGGCAUACCGAAGGAAUUAAGUUUAUUGCAGAGUAGAUUGUCUUUGCAUCACUAGAUAGCAAUCCAUUUAUUCAUCGCAGUAAGAUUUUUCUUCAUAAAAUUUAAUACUUUC